UUUCAAGUCUACAUGGUGGUAGCUGAUUACAACCAGACAUCUACAGACCCAGAAGCCUUACGAUUGGUAGAAGGUCAGUAUGUAGAGGUCAUUGACAAGCAGCGUGCCGACUCGUGGUUGGUGCGUACCAAACCAUCAAAAACAACGCCAUCAAAACAGGGAUGGGUACCAUCGGCUUACUUUGAC
Lottia gigantea (owl limpet) is the source of this 186-nucleotide messenger RNA. RefSeq lists its product as hypothetical. The transcript has a single exon. Lineage: Eukaryota; Metazoa; Mollusca; Gastropoda; Lottiidae. The annotation marks the transcript as partial. Gene Ontology annotation, molecular function: protein binding. The record is from RefSeq and is a predicted model, not a curated record.